GCUGACGGUGAACAACAACUCACACACAGCGUCGCCUUUUCCUGCAGGUCGUGGUGUGUUGUGGGUUCUGCACGUAGCUCACAAACUCUUAGGAUAGCUCGUCUAUGAUGGCUGGUGUCUGGCUCUGGCUCUCAUGCAACGUUAAUGUUUUUUGGUUCCUGCUGUAAGAAGAGGGACGUGGUGCGAGCUUUCUUAGUGAGGAGGAGGCCCCGGACCAUCGCAUCCCAAACCAGCCCGCACUAUGGCUCCGUCCCUCGUCCGAGCUUGCCGCAGUCUGGCUCUCUCGACGUGGCUGCUGUCGUUUUGUUUCGUGCACUUAUUGUGCCUGGACUUCACGGUUGCAGAGAAAGAGGAAUGGUACACCGCUUUUGUUAACAUCACCUAUCUGGACCCCGUCACUUCCGAGGUCAAGACAGAGAAAACCGAGUGCGGUCGGUAUGGCGAGCAGUCGCCCAAAAAAGAAGCCAGAGGUCUUGUAAUGGUGCCGACCAGUCUGCAGGACAGACAGGCGUGCGACCCAAACGUUAGGUUCCCCCCAGUCCUUCAAAACACUGACUGGGUGGCGUUGGUGGCUGCGGGGAACUGUACAUACCGAGAGAAGAUCCGGAACGUAGCAAACUACAACGCCUCUGCAGUUGUCAUAUACAAUGUGGGCUCCAGCAGUGCAAACGACACCAUAACAAUGCCCCAUCCAGGUACAGGCGAAGUUGUGGCCAUCAUGAUCCCAGAGCCUAAAGGUCGUGAGAUUGCGGCCUUGCUGGAGCAGAAAAUCAUGGUCAAGCUGUACAUCUCCAUCGGAACCCGCAACCUGCAGAAAUACGUGAGCAGAACGUCGGUAGUGUUUGUCUCCAUCUCCUUCAUCGUACUCAUGAUCAUCUCCCUCGCCUGGCUCGUCUUCUACUACAUCCAGAGGUUCCGCUACGCUAACGCACGAGACCGCAAUCAGAGACGUUUGGGAGAUGCUGCCAAAAAGGCCAUCAGUAAGCUGCAAGUACGCACAAUUAAGAAAGGAGACAAGGAGACUGAGUCAGACUUUGACAACUGUGCAGUUUGCAUUGAAGGUUAUAAGCCAAAUGAUGUUGUGAGGAUUUUACCAUGCAGGCAUGUCUUCCAUAAGCACUGUGUGGACCCGUGGCUACAAGACCACCGGACGUGUCCCAUGUGUAAAAUGAACAUCCUCAAAGCCUUGGGAAUUGCACUCAACGCAGACUGUUUAGAUGACGUUCCUCCCGAGUAUGAGACAUCUGUCGGCGGUACACACGCCAACCCUAUCAGCGGGGCGAGUGAAAUCACGGUUAAUGAGAGCUCGGUGGUUCUGGACGCAGCCGAAGAAGCGACAGACCUACAGCAGCUCCAUCCUGAUGAAGAGACAGAACUUCAUGCAGGAGAAAGCCAGCUCAUCGCCAGGUGUGGGCACCAGCGUCCACCCAGCAGUGAUUCAGACACCUCUAUCAUCAUGGACGUGGACAUACCUGAAGUAGACUUGUCCACGGAGCAAGAAUGUGAUCGGGCCAAAUCCUGAGCCGAUUGAAGUUGAGAUAAAAAGCAUGAAUCACCAGGAAAAGGAGGACAAAAGCAUGACGAAGUGACCGAGGGCCCCCCAGAGAUUCGCCACGUCUCUGGCCCCCUGGAGAAAGUGACUUCACAGAAGAAGGGCAAAUGAGCAAGACACCAUAGCAGCACAAAACCCCCCCAGUUUUGUCUUCACUGAAAAACAGAUUUGUCCCUGCAUCUGUGGACGUGUUGCUUGUUCGUUUCCUAGCAGUCACACCUCACAAUUUUAUUGGUUUGACUGCUAUGCUCACAAGACAGCCAAUCACCGCUCUCACAAUGUGGUGGCCCAGUUUUUGUAACACGUAAUCUUUUCACAUCCUUUAAAGGUUCUUGAUACGAUAUUCAGAGAAUUAAUAUAGCAUCAAACAUUUAUUUGAUAUGUAAAGAUACAGUGGAGUGAUGUCUACCUGAGCAAAGAGUGGAGUCGCUCUUUCUCUGUGCGCGUUGUAAUCCGAACUUCUCUGUUCUUUUCUGACGUUGCCAGGCCGGUCACACAGGUUUUUUUAAUGCAUGUGAGCGUGCCCCACUUAUAAGCUCACGGCCGCUGCUCUGCACUGCUCUCACACGGCGGUUACAGCUGAUAACACCGUCCUCACCAACGCUGUUACCUGUUAACUAACGCUGUUAGCUCUGUCCGCACUGUUGGUGUUCUUUGCAGAGUUAGCGCGGUUAGCCACCGGCUCAGCAAAUUGCCAUCUUGAGAGCCGUUUGGAGGCACUAGAUAUGCUCUUAAUUUUGUAAACCUAGUAUCUGGAAUAUAAUAGGUUGUUUAAGGCCUAAUACUGAGUUUACCAUUACAAAAUAAUGUUUGUAAACCUGUUGCUGGACACACUAUAAGCACAGAAGCGGCAGGGUAUCCUUAACGUAUGAUUGCAGCUUUAAUUGUUAUUCAAGAUAUGUGCAGAUUGUUUGAUUUCUUGGUACGAGAUCACUGCCAACAUAUUUUUACUGAUGUAAUGAAUACAUAGCAUGUAUAGAGCCUAUAUCAGCAAUUUAUUCUCAGUCCAAUAGUUGGUGUGAAUUCACCACCAGCUAUGUUUCAACUUCAGACUUGGGUACACGUUAUUAUCCCUUGAAAACCUGAAGCGUAUGUGUGGUCAUGUGACAUUCAAAGAGAUGGAAUAUGUAUGCACACGUUAUGCUGUAAUUUCUGAAUUUCUAAAUGUACGGUUUCUGAUACUAAUUUUGCGAGAACUGCAUUUAUAACUUAUCUUUUACCAACUGAAUAUUCCUGUUGUUAAGAGAAAAUAACCAAACACAAGGUAGAUAUUUCUGUCCUCACGUUUGACAAUCAUAGCUUGCCACAAGCAGUUUGAGGCGAUGUCACCCACUGCCCUACUGAUACUGCUGCUGUUUUACAAGUUAUCACAACAAACUGCGCUGGUGAUCACCCCCUGCUGUCUGUCAGGAGGGAAGUGUUCAUAUCUGUGUUCACUCUGCUGCUAAAUACAGCUGGCAAUGGUAGUUGUCAGUACCAAAUUCUGGCAUGGUGCACACACUGUAGACAAACUUCGAACACUUGUCAAACCAGUCGGUAUAGAUAUUUAAACCAGUCUUUGUGCCAAGAUUAUCAGUAGUAUUUUAAACAUUGUUGUCUUUUCAUGCACACUGAUUUCCUUGGCUGUAAAACAGAAUGGCCCUGAACUACAGUGAGGACGUAGAAUUGGAUGGUUUACGUCAAUUGAAAGUGGGACUGUUUUGGUGGAAAAGGAGGGCGCUAUGCAUCGCCUGACAAAUACCAUGCAUUUGGAUUCCCAGUCAGGGUUUUCAUUUGAGGAAUUUGAUGCUCCGAACCUGUAUUUAUAUGGCAUGAAAAGCUUACAGCGUGAAAAUGUUUACAGUGGAAUAAUUGAGACGUUUUGUUUGGAAUCGGUCCACACUAAGUCGGCUAAUUUUGGAAACCUGCAUGCACACAGCCCUCGCAAGAAUCUCCAAACAAAAACACCUGAGCAACCGGAGAGCGGCUACAUUACUUGGUCUUCAUCCGUCAGCAAACAACAAAACUGCAUCACAGCCACCGUGUGCUGAGGAUGAAGGUUAGUCUGCUGAUUCUCAGGUGGUUAAGGCUCCUCUUUGUCCCCUUCUACUCCCUUUGAUUUAACUAUAGUGUGAGAUUUAUAAAAACAUAGAUCCAGCUUAAUGACAACAAGGGGAUCGGCUAUGUCUACAUUUAAAAUGGGUUCCUGGUAGUAACAAACCUACUGAAAAUUAUUACCAGAAUCUGCAGGAAAACGCCAGCUUAGUGUGGACGGAGGACCAAAACAAAGAAAUAAAGGUGUACUUUUUGCUUGUACUGUUAGCCUCCUGCAGUGAUGCAUACUGUUAAUUAACGUUCAUCACCUUUAACAGUUUUUGAUAGACUUCAUUCUUCUACUUUUGUUUGUCUGUCGUCGUCCUGCCAAUCACCUCCUUAAUACUUUUUCAGUAAUGUCAUAUUGAAGAAGAUCAGUACGAUCUAAUAGUUGAUUUGAUACAUUUUCACUCACAUUCCUGUCGACUUACACACUAAAGAAGCACAGACUCCACUGACUGAGUCCAUGGAGCCAUUGGAAUUUAACUGACUGGUUUUCUCUUCCAGUCAUUGUUUCCAUUAUGUCGUGCCGCCAGGCACUCCACCAAGGAAUCUGUUAUAUAAUGCACACAUGUCCACACUCCUCGGUCUGGGUCGAUCAUUGAAGGAUUAUUGAAUGUAUGGGCAAAUGUUUGUGUUCCAUCAAAGCGUUGGUUUCAGGAGGGGUACUUUAUAAUUCUUUAUUUCUCCAAGCAUUUUAUAAGAAUGUAUGUUCUUAGCUGUAGCAGCUUGAUACCCAGAGACACUACUUUCUAGAUAACACUAAAGUAAGAAGUUAGAAUAUUUAGUUUAACUGUGAAAUACUGCCUGCAGUUGUACGCAUUCAUGAAUGUACAUUUCCAUUCACUAUCUAUUAGACAGUGCUGUCUAUUUGAUAAAAAGCCCGGUUUACAUGUAGGUAUACAUCUAUUGCGUUGUGGAUAUGAAGGUGGAGGAUGAUUGUCAUUCUUGCCAGCACAUCAGAGAUACAGACGUUUAAGUCUCAGCUAGCCUAAUGAGACGGCACAAUACAUAAGAUAAUAACCCAGAAACAUCGACAUCUGUUGCUUUCCUUGUCUUUCUGUCAACACUUUGAAUUUCUUCUGUCGUCUUGUCUCAUACUCUCACACACACACACACACACACAAAACAAACACUCUGUCUCCAUCUGACUGUUUGUUUGGUCGUCGUCAUGGCGGCAAGAUAAAGCAAAGCUCAUCCAUUUUUCUGGCUGCACUGCCUAACAGAGCGAGUUUGUCUAAACCAUCUUUUUACAGAGAAACUUAAAGAUUAUAUGACUAAGAUAUAAGGUCUUCUCUCAGUUUUGUGUGUUUACAGUGUUUCAAUAACAACUCUCUUGUAGGAAUAAAUAUAGAAUCCGAAGGAACACUAAAGACCUUGGUGUACUCCACGUAUUGUACCGGCAACAUUGAGUAGCACAUUAUUUUAUGUGUCCGCAAUUCCCUAAUAAUUGGCAGUUAAUCAAAGCUAUCAUAUAUUUCAUUUUGUUUUUUUGUCACGUGUUCUUUUGUUUGUGUAAAUUUUCCUAUAUUGCAGUUUAACCUUCCAGUGAAUGAGGCUUGAGGAAGACUAUUUUUAAUGUUCAGCUUUUGAGAAAGGGGGAUACAGUAUUGAACAUGGCACAUGACUCAGUUGUUGCUUAUUGUUUACUGUUGUGAUCUUUUAUCUGUACUAUUGUGCGUAUGUGGGGUGUGGGGGAGUAUCAAUAUAUUGUACACUAUACCCAGCAGAAAUAACAGCAUUGCUAUUUUGUAAUAUAAAAGAAUUGUAAGUAUGAUUAGCGGUGUCUGUCCUUUUCUUGUACCAUGAUGCACAUGUAGGAAUGUCUGAUUGUGAGUUAUAAUAAAUUGAAUCAGGUUGUUUUUUUUUUUUUUCAACUUUGAUAAACUUGUUUGUUUUACAGUAAAUCUAUAAAAAAAUAUUUUGCUAAAUAAGGAGAGCAGUUCAUAAACACUAUCUGAACUUGUGAUGUUUGAGAGCAACUGGUUGCACUAAAGUCAAGGAAAGCAGACUACAGCCAUCUAUUGUAGUCUGGAAAAAGAAAACAAUGUUCCUGCUGAGCUGAGCUCUGACAACAUGCUGCAUACAAGCUGAGCCACCAAAUACUACUCUGAUGUUCUAUAUUUCAGAAGAUUUGAUGUCAGAACUUGGUUCUUUUUAAGGUUCCUAGGAGCACUUUUUUGAAUGGAAAGAAUAUGAGGUGUUUCCUGACCGUGAGGAGGACAAACUCCAAUAAAUACAGGUUUAUGAUGAAA
Molecule: messenger RNA, 5880 nt
Organism: Anarrhichthys ocellatus (wolf-eel)
Lineage: Eukaryota; Metazoa; Chordata; Actinopteri; Perciformes; Anarhichadidae
Gene: rnf150a
Product: ring finger protein 150a
Exons: 7
Coding region: 242-1522 (426 amino acids)
Source: RefSeq, a predicted model, not a curated record